This is a messenger RNA of Effrenium voratum, 1883 nucleotides long. Lineage: Eukaryota; Dinophyceae; Suessiales; Symbiodiniaceae. The record is from the annotation of a GenBank genome assembly.
GAGUGGCACUUGCGCUUCUUGCUGCAGUUCCUGGGGCGAGCUUGGCCUUCAGCGCGCCGGCAGGCCAUCAGGCUUCGCUGGGCGACCAGCUGAAUCGCUACGCCGAGUUGGGGGACGUGGCCAACGCGGAGCGGGUCUUUGCCCAGCUGCACAAUAAGGAGGGCUCCUAUUUGCGGUACCAAGUCAACACCGUGAUCAAGGCCUGCGCCAACGCUGGGCGUUUGGAGCGGGCAGAGUAUUGGCAUGCGCGGCUGAAGGACAUGAACCUGGAGCAAAACGACAAGGGCUUCGGCAAGCUCGUGGAGGCGGCCAGCAAGGCUGGCAACCUGCCCAAGGCGGAGGAGUACUUUCGGCAGCUGGAGCUGCUGGAUGGCCGGAUGCCCACCACGCUGCUAGGCCUACAACUGCGUGCUGGCCGCGGCCGCGAAGAGCGGCGAUUUGAACGCAGCGACGCGAUGGAGAAGCAGGAUGGAGGAUCAGAAUGUCCAGCCAGACAGUACCAGGCCUUGAUCAGCGCCUGCGCCAGCUGCGCCCAAAGCUCCCAAGCCUUGGACCUGCUCCAGGAGAUGCGCUCGGGUCUCGGAGAGGCAGAUGCGGUAGCGCAGAAUGCCGCUCUCAACGCGCUGGCCAAAGCUGGGCAAGCUGUCCAGGCAGAAGCCAUGCUUCGUGACAUGGCUGCUCGCAAGUUCCAGCUGGACACCGUGGCCUACACCGCGGUGCUGGACGGCUUCGCGGGCCUGGGCCAGGCCGCCAGGGCCUCCCAAGUCGCCGCGGAGAUGCGGGCGGAGCGCGUGAGCCUCAACAGCUUGACCUACAACGCCUUGAUGAACGCCUUCGCGAAGCGAGCAGACUUGGCGGGAGCGAAGGCGGUGCUUUCGGAGAUGCAGGCGGACAAGGUGAGCCCCAGCGAAGUCACCUUUGCCACCUUGCUCCACGCGCACGCCAAAGCCAGCAAGGCAGAAGAAGCUCAAGAAAUCCUGGGUGACAUGAAGGCCCGGCAGCUGACUCCCAACCACUUCAGCUAUACGUCCUUGAUCGACGCCUGGGCUCAGAAAGGCGACGUCCAGAGGUGCCGGGCGGCUUUGCAGGACAUGGCGAGCUCGGGCCUCACGCCGGCGACUCCAAGCUUCAACGUCCUGCUGAAGGCCUGCGCCAACCGAGGUGAUGCGUCGCAGUGCUUGGCGGUAGUUGAGGAGAUGCGCGAUUUGCAGAUCACGCCGGACAUCAUAAGCUACAACUCCGCCUUGAACGCGUGCGCAAAAGCAGGGGAUGCCGCUCAAGCUGAAACCAUCCUGGGAAGACUGCUGGAUUCGCAUCUAGCGGCCGACGUGGUGAGCUUCAACUCGCUCAUCAACGCCUACGCCAAAGCCGGGGAUGCUGCGGCUGCGUGUCUCAAGCUGGAGGAGAUGCAGCAGUCCGGAGUGCAGCCCUCCCACAUCAGCUACAAUUCCGCUCUCAGUGCCUGUGCCAAGGGAGGCGAAGUGGCGCAAGCGGAGGCGCUCGUGGCCCAGAUGAAGCGUGCCGAGUUGAUACCGGAUGUUUUCUCCUAUACCUCGCUCAUGACCGCCUACGGCCGUAGCGCGCAGCUCGCCAAAGGGCGAGCUCUGCUGGAGGAGAUGUGGUCGCAGAUCGUGGCACCCAACAAGCUCACCUAUGGCGCCCUCAUCUACGCCUGCAAGCUACAGAAAGACCCCCUGGCGGAAGAGCUGAAGGCGGACAUGGACCAGCGACAGCUGGGCGCCAGCCAGAGAGCGCCAGCGGCAACGAGGAGGGGACAGGCCUUGGAUGUAGCCAAGGAACAUGAGAAGAGGCUGCUGCAGAAGCCCCGCGCGGCAAGCUCGGGCCCGAGGACCGAGCGCGGCCCACACGAAGCUCCGCCCUGA